Messenger RNA from Ruditapes philippinarum (Manila clam), 2212 nucleotides. RefSeq names its product E3 ubiquitin-protein ligase CCNB1IP1-like. The record is from RefSeq and is a predicted model, not a curated record. Gene Ontology annotation, biological process: reciprocal meiotic recombination. NCBI's taxonomy places the organism in Eukaryota, Metazoa, Mollusca, Bivalvia, Venerida, Veneridae. The transcript is spliced from 11 exons. The coding region runs from base 145 to 843 and encodes 232 amino acids. Gene Ontology annotation, molecular function: ubiquitin protein ligase activity. Gene Ontology annotation, cellular component: synaptonemal complex.
AGAGUUAUAAAAGCGCUUACAUAUUACUAAACUGGUCCCCUUCAAUAUUAAAUAAAUUAUGGGAACCAUACAGGACAAGGAACCAAAUUAGCCAAUUUGAUCGUCUGCAAAAUUAGAAGUGUAAACAAAAACAACAGGUAGAACAUGGAAGGUGAUAAUCUAGUUUGCAAUUUCAAGAAAUGUAGGAAGAGUUUGACUAACGUUGCUUUUGUGACAGCUUGUUCACAUGUAUUAUGUGAUGAACAUGGAACCAGAGAGUUUGGUAAAGCAACAACAUGUCCAGCAUGUCAAACAGAUCUUUCCAACAAGUUUGAGAUUGUCAGAAAUAACCUGCAGCCUUCUGAGCAGUAUAAGUCUAUGAUCCUAGCUGGACUCAAGCCUGAUGUUAUAUGUGAAAUUGCUUCAAGAGCUCAUGCAUUCUGGGCUUACCAGUCCUAUCAAGAAAAGACAUACCAGGAAUAUACUGCAUCCAAAUCAAAGGAAAGAUGCACAGAGAUAGAACAAUAUUAUGAGCAGAUUGUUUCAAAGACAACAACAGAACUGAACACAUUAAAGACACAGCUUUCAGCAUCAAAAAAAGAUGUAGAAGACACAAAGAAAAAACUGAAUGAGAUUUCUGAUAAGCUUCAAGAGAGAAACAGGCAACACCAGAAACUUCAGUCAUUAUAUGAUGCAAUGCGAAGAAAGUUCAUCACCACGUCAACUUUUGAGGCAAAGGAGAAUGUUAGAGAUGGUGACCAUGAUUUUGUUUUCAAUCCACGUAUUGGGAGUUUAGAUGGUGAUCCGCCAGCGAAUCACGUACAGAAAAGGUUCAGUGUCGGUCUGUGUACACCGAGGCAAUAAAUCAUGGCAAAAAAAUGGAUAGACAGAUUCCUGACACACAUAUAUAGACCUUAAACAAAGACUCUGCUAAAGUGAAAUAUUCUGCGUUUUAACAUACAUUUUAAUUUGGUAUAUGUUUUAUUUCCAGGUUAAUUAAAUCUUAACAAACAAAAGAGAAUAUGGUAAUACUCUGUGUCAGUCCGUCCCACAUUUCUUGCUCACUGUCACAUAUAGUUACAGUGUAAACUUUUAGAAUUAUUGGCUGGCUGUCAUAAUGACAUCUCCCCUGAAACCGUUUGGUCAUAGAUCCCAAACCUGUCAAAAAAUAAAAAUAAUUAUCAGAUAUGUUUAUUACAAUAAGAAUUUCACCGUAACAUAUAUUUGUUAACAAGAGUCAGUGUUUAUGAUUAUUCAAAUAAAAGGUCAGCGUAGGGAUGUAGCAGAACUUAGCAGAAUUGUUUCUAUGAAUUUGCGCAAUCAUAAAAAUUAAUUUAAUUUCUAUAAGGCACACGAGGCAUUGAGCUUAAAUAUUUUUUUAAUGGAUCUCUACGUACAAGUUGGUUACAAUUUUAAGCCUGGGGUUAUGCACUGAUAAUAUAAGGAAUCAUAAUUCUAUCUUUUGUUUGAUUAACAUAAUCUCUCUGUUAAAUUUCAAUUUUUUUCCGUCUGCAGCACAACUCUAGGGUUGACCAUAAAUAAAUAAAAGGAACAAGUGGAAAUGAAGAAAAUCUUCCUGUCAGUUCCUGUUUUUCAAUUACCUCCCUUUAUUCCAAAUAAUUUCCACCAAAGCAAAAGUCCAGAAUCUAUGACUACUGGAAGAAGCUUAAGUACAGUGACCAAGAAGUAAAGUCAUGUAAUGAAAUGUCUGCCAUAGUUUGUAAUUUUUGUCAAGAGCACAUCUGUAUUUGGUUUUCAUUAUAAAAAAUAAACUUUAUUAAAAUGAAUAAUUCUGCUUUCCAACAACAAGCUGACACAUUAAUUUGUGGAUGAUAUGAAUGUCAACAUGGCUCUUGUUGAAUACUUUUCAAUGACAGUUCUACGAAAAUUGUUUGUUACUGUGAUUCUAGAAAAUAUGUUUUAUUACUACAUGUUUGUUAAUUAAAAUUUUAAUGAUUGUUUAAUAACUGUUAUAAGAUGAAUAAUGUAUUAAAUGUGUUUCAAAAAUAAUGUUUUCCCCUUUUCAUGUCCUUUAAUUACGUAUAAUGUGGUCUGUGUUUGAAACUCGAGUUAUAACAUUUCAAAGGUUAAAUUAUUCCAUGGUUUAAAUAAAAGUUAAUCAUCUUUUAACUUUAAAUUGCAACUUUAUCAUCUUUAUUGUUCAAUUGUUUAUAUUGGGUAAAAUUAUCUUAUUUGUUUGUAUUUCUUUGCCUAUCUAAAAUAAAAUAUUAAA